ACACCAAAUCCCUAGCCCUCUCUCUGUUCCUCGUUCCCCUGAGCCCCUUCUACUCGAUCUGGCCACCGUGCCGCCGCCGCGUCGCAACGAGCAGCGGGUCCCUGUCCAGCAGCUCCUGCACGAUGCCCGCGCCCCGCGCGGACGACGCUGUGUAGAGCAGCCAGCCGCCGUAGCCGGCCCGGAGCAGCGUGUUGUCGGCGCCGUGCUUGCACUUGCACUUCAGCAGCAGGCCCCGGGCAACGGAGGCGCGGUGGCGCGGCGCGUGGACGAAGCGGGCAUCGUCGUCACACAGCGCCUCGAGGCUGCGGAUCUGGCGGGGCGAGGUGAGCUUGAUGAGGAUAUUAGGGUCAAGGUGCAGGUGUCAGGUGCAGCAAUGUUGUAUGGUGGCCAGCAGGUGCCGCAGGGCCAUCUACCGCAUGUGUGGAACUACAGUUGAUGAUCGGUCAUUCAGCUGAAACAUGGCAAGCAAGUAACUGAAUGACAGAAACAUGGUUAUUUAAGAAAAUCCCUAAGAGCCUGAAGGGGGAGGCUGGAAUGGCUGGUUUAAUCCCUCUGUAGCAAAUGCUGAAACGAAUGAUGUUUGGCACCGAGGCCAUGGAUGUCCUUGUAGGCUGGACGAAAAACUUAUGUUCCAGCAAGGAUUUGCCCGGCUGCAGCGUACUUGACAUAGGAACCGGGAGCGGACGACUCUUACAGCAGCUUGCAAAACAAGGGUUUUCUGAUCUAACUGGCAUUGACUAUAGUGAAGCCGCAAUUGAGCUUGUUCGAAACCUCGCAAUUCGUGAUGGAUUUGAGCACAUUAAUUUCCUGGUCGAUGAUGUUCUAGAGUCGAAGUUGGAGAGGAGAUCUGAACUUGUGAUGGAUGAAGGAACUCUGGACAAACGAAUUGAUCCAAAAGACCCUGAUGCUGAGGACACGCCUGCAGAAGAUGAUGUUGAAUCUUUACUGAAAAAGCUCGGCAUGGAUGUAGAGACUGAGUACAGUAGCGAAGUUAAGGAUGCAAAAACAUGGAAUAGAUGGUCCACAAUGGAGCUGUCGAGGGAGAAUAAACAAUGGAUGCCUCUUCGUGAAAAUUCUGGAGCAGGAACAGUCAAUGAUCAGCUUUCUAUGGUGGCAGAGUUUCUAGAUGUGUGCAGCUCCUUAUAACUACAGUGCCUGACAAAAAACUGGAUAGUACUAUGAGGCUAAAAGAAUCAUUCUUUUGGGUUGUUUGGCGAUACAUUGUUGAGAUGUAGUCUUGCUAACGUUGUUUCGUACUAUCAUUAUUUGGGAGCAAAGUUGUAUCCUCUAUUCAGGUGCGGCCUGUUGAUCUAAUGAUCGGUUUUGGGUUUUAGAUUACAGGAAGUCUCUAAUCGAGCCAUAUGAACAUGAGUGUUUUUCUUGAGUUUCUAAUGCUUUUCUUUCAAUUAUGCAACACAACUGGCAUGUGUCCCAAAAGUUACUGUAGCAGCAGAAACAUUUUUGUCUUCAAAAGAUCGUCAUUUUCUCAGAUUA
Messenger RNA from Hordeum vulgare subsp. vulgare (domesticated barley), 1494 nucleotides. Its product is annotated as EEF1A lysine methyltransferase 2-like. NCBI's taxonomy places the organism in Eukaryota, Viridiplantae, Streptophyta, Magnoliopsida, Poales, Poaceae. Gene Ontology annotation, cellular component: cytoplasm. Gene Ontology annotation, molecular function: protein-lysine N-methyltransferase activity. The record is from RefSeq and is a predicted model, not a curated record. Bases 562 to 1146 code for a protein of 194 amino acids. The transcript has 6 exons. Gene Ontology annotation, biological process: peptidyl-lysine dimethylation; peptidyl-lysine monomethylation.